Molecule: messenger RNA, 621 nt
Organism: Peronospora matthiolae
Lineage: Eukaryota; Oomycota; Peronosporomycetes; Peronosporales; Peronosporaceae
Source: the annotation of a GenBank genome assembly
AUGGACGUGUUGAACGUAGAAGACGACAGCUUUCACGUCACACGUGAACACUACUCCCAUCUGAGUGACUCAGAAUGGGAAGUAGUCGGACGCAUGAGUGUGCUCAUGGGCGAACCCGCCAUCAGUGGCAUGUUGGAGAUUCUGAACGGAGACCAGAAACACGCCGCUAUCAACACGUUCCAACAAGGGCAACUUGCCGUCGAAAGACAGAAUAUAGCCUUACGUCACAAGAAUGGCUCUCAUCAGUCGAUGGGCAGGCCGACGCACAGGUGUCGACCCGAAACCUUGAAGAUAGAUAUCUCAAGGACGAGCAAAGUCUUGUGCCUAGGGCUCAAGUUUCACGACCCAGACAUGUUUGAGUUGUUAGAGAUCUUGAAGUCUCGGCUCAAAGAGACGUUUGAGCCGCCGAGAGCCGAGUCCAGAGCACGCUCUGCACUCCUGAGGCUCAAGCAAGGUAAGCGUGACGUGCACGCUUACUCACAGCACCUGCGCUACCUUGCAAGUAGCGUCACGUCAUACCCUGUUGAUAAGCAUACGCUCAUCAACGUGUCCAUCUACGGCCUUGUGGAUGGGCCGGUGAAGACGUACAUGUUCCGAGAGGACUUCCAUACGCUGGAAUAG